This is a messenger RNA of Ochlerotatus camptorhynchus, 920 nucleotides long. RefSeq names its product cilia- and flagella-associated protein 298. NCBI's taxonomy places the organism in Eukaryota, Metazoa, Arthropoda, Insecta, Diptera, Culicidae. The record is from RefSeq and is a predicted model, not a curated record. Gene Ontology annotation, biological process: regulation of cilium movement.
GGUACUACAUGCGUUGCCAUAGUAAAUAGAAUAAAUAUUUAUUUACUCCCACCGCUUUCCGAGGCAUUCUUGAAACUGUGUGUCAGCAAACGUACGGAAUACUUUUGACUAAAUACCGUGAAAGUUUACUCAUCUUCAAAAUGGUUUUGCUACAUGUUAAACGAGGUGAUGAAAGCCAGUUUCUCUAUGAAACAAAUCUCAAUUACGAUGAGCAACUUUCACUCGAGUUGCUAACAAUCUACAAUGGCCGCCUGAAAGUUAGCCGCGUGUGCUCCGAAAUUGAAGAACUAUCGAAGCACGGCACCAUGCUACCACUAGAUAUGCUUGGGCUUACGAUGAACAGGUAGAAAGAGCUGCACUUGGUCGACGAGUGGGCCGAAAAAUGUGUACCUUCCGGCGGUUGGAUCGCUAAUUCCGAUCCAGUGGGUCGUCGAAAUGGGCGACAGCCGCAAGAAAAGAUGCAAGAAAUUUUGGAAAAAGCCGUGACCGACGCUAGGUUAAUGAUCUCUAAAAAGCAAGUCGACCUGGGUACCAUUAUCCAGCAAAAAGUGGUACAAGAUGCAUUGGACUUGCUGCGUGGUGCGGUAACCAUCGUUUAUCCUAUGCAACUUCCACCACAUGAUCCGAUUCUAAUGGAAUUUUUAAAUACCGAAGAUUUGACUGGAACACAGGCAUCUCUUGAAGUGAUUGAGCCCGCUAAAGUUCAGCUUUGGUUUGCCGGAAAGCUUAUGCUUCCUGAUCGAAAACUGUUGGAAAUCGUUGGGAACAAUGAAAAAACGAAAAUCGUUAUAAAGUUAUCAAAAAUCAACGAAGGCGCACCGGGUAGAGAACCAGUAAUGUCGGAAGAAGCCAAGAAACAAUUGAUGUUGCAAGCUUAUCGUCGCCAAGAAGAACUUAAGGUAAGCGAUUUGUUUUUUUUC